Messenger RNA from Penicillium pulvis, 435 nucleotides. RefSeq lists its product as uncharacterized. The transcript has a single exon. Bases 1 to 435 code for a protein of 144 amino acids. The record is from RefSeq and is a predicted model, not a curated record. Lineage: Eukaryota; Fungi; Ascomycota; Eurotiomycetes; Eurotiales; Aspergillaceae.
AUGGAUCGGAAGAAGAGGAAGGAGUUGGGGUCGGCGUGGGAGUUGGCUCCGGAAAUUCGAAGUAGUCAGAGUAGGGACGCUCCUCAGGGUCCUCUCGAACACGAAGAAGAUCCUCUAAGCCUGCCAAUGGAUCGGAAGAAGAGGAAGGAGUGGGAGUUGGCAUGGGAGUUGGCUCCGGAAAUUCGAAGUAGUCAGAGUAGGGACGCUCCUCAGGGUCCUCUCGCACACGAAGAAGAUCCUCCAAGCCUGCCAAUGGGUCGGAAGAAGAGGAAGGAGUGGGAGUCGGCGUGGGUGUUGGCUCCGGAAAAUGGAAGUAGCCAGAGAAGGGACGCUCCUCAGGGUCCUCUCGCACACGAAGAAGAUCCUCCAAGCCUGCCAAUGGAUCGGAAGAAGAGGAAGGAGUUGGGGUUGCAGCACCCUCGGGUACCGCAUUAG